AUGUCAUUCUUGAACAAUCUAAAUGCAUUUCUUGAAUCAGAGGACGUUUUGGUGAAUGAACCCAAGGCCAGGUAUUACACUAGAAUUGUUCCAUCGUCACCCCCUCGAGGCGAAGAGAGUGCAUCCUUAGUCCCAAAAGAUUGGAGUCUGUUUAGGUAUAAUGGGGACCUUGGUGUUAUUGCAGUGCCUGUACCGUCAUCAUCACUUAAUCGAAGCUAUGACUUGUCCAACUGCAAUCAGGACUACUCUCAUGUUAACGAUUCUCGCUUAAGCUCAACAUUCUCAUCCGUGAUUCCUAGGUUACGGGUUGAUGUCUUGCCACGGGAGCAGAGAUGCGUAUUUCCAUUUCACGAAUUUAAUGAAAUGCAAUCAAAAUGUUUCAACACGGUGUAUGGAACAAUACGGAAUUGUGUUCUCAGUUCUCCUACUGGCUCGGGUAAAACUGUUGUGUUUGAAUUGGCGAUCUUGCGUGCCAAUGAAACUUUGUACGACUACAAAGUGCUUUAUCUAGCCCCAACGAAAGCCUUGUGCAGCGAGCGGAAGGACGACUGGUCCAAAAAAUUUGCCCCACUAGGUAUAACAGUCGGCAUGUUGACGGGUGACACGUCGUACAAAGAGGCAGAAAGUGUACGUGACUCGAACAUCAUUAUCUCAACCCCGGAAAAGUGGGAUAUGAUCACCCGAAAAUGGAACGACUACAAAAAAUUAUUCAGCUUGAUUAAAUUGCUUCUUGUGGAUGAGGUACAUGUACUUAAAGAGCCUCGUGGUGCUACUUUGGAAGUUGUAAUGACACGGAUGAAGAGAAUCUGUGUGGGGUUGAGAAUUUUGGCUAUAUCAGCAACAGUCGCGAAUGCUCAUGACAUUUCGACUUGGCUCGAUGCCGAAACAUUAGUUUUUGGUGAAGAAUAUCGAGCUGUCAAGUUACAAAAAGUUGUCUACGGCUACAAACCUAGUAACGAAAAUGAUUUCUCAUUUGACAACCAACUAAAUUCAAAGUUGAUUGAAGUUAUUGAUAAACAUUCUUUGGGCAAGCCUGUGUUGAUUUUCUGUGCUACUAGAAACAGUUGCCAGUUCACAGCAAGGUGCUUGGGGGAAAAGGUUUGCGGAAAGGGUACAAUUUUAAAGUUAAAGGAUAGAGAAUUAGCUGGUUUGGUCAAGAGUGGUGUAGGAUAUCAUCAUGCAGGGUUAACCUUUACCGACCGCAAACAAAUUGAGGCUGCUUUUUUGAGUGGUGACUUGAGAUACUUGUGCUGCACUUCGACGCUUGCCGUGGGGAUCAAUUUACCUGCGUAUUUAGUAGUUAUAAAGGGCACCAAGUGCUGGUGUGAAAGUACAUUUCAAGAGUAUUCAGAAACAGAUAUUUUGCAGAUGAUUGGGAGGGCUGGAAGACCACAAUUUGAGAAUGAAGGAGUAUCAAUUAUUAUGACAAACAAUAAGCUUAAAUCAAAAUACGAAAGGCUUAUUAUGGGGACGGAAAAGGUUGAAAGUUCGUUACACUUGAACUUUGCCGAAAAUCUUUUGGCAGAAACCGCUGUUGGUAAUAUCAGCUCAAUUGAGGAUGCACUUGGUUGGUUAAAAACGACAUACUUUUACGUUCGGUUUCUUAUUAAUCCCCUGUAUUAUGACAUUCCGAAACCAACCACUACCGAGGAGAACUUAUUGAGGUUUUGCAAGAACGAAACAAAUGCUUUGAUCAAAGAAAAUUUAAUUUGUGACUUCAAGUGCACUGCAUUUGGACUUUCGAUGACUAUGCAUUACAUCAAAUUUGAUACUAUGAAAGUUAUACUCCAUUCAGGCGAACAGCUUACGAUAUCUGAGCUAUUCAACGUUUUUGCGAGAGCAGCAGAAUUUAGUGACCUCAAGAUCAAGCACCAAGAGAAAAGAUUGUACAAAGAGCUAAACAAAUCCCCCUUAAUGCGGUAUCCGUCGGAGUCAAAAGUCAGUACCAUUAUCCAAUAUGAACUAGGCGGUUUAGAGUUUCCCAGCUACAAUGGUGCGCAAAAACUACAAUCAAGCUUCUUGGGUGACAAAUUUUAUGUUUUUAAGCACGUAUCACGUAUACUUAAAGCAAUGAUGGAUGUGUUUGUCGCAAAAAAGGAUGCAAAAUCAUUGAUAAACCUGGGAUACGCCAUGCGUUCCAUUGCGGCUAAAGGAUGGGAAGGGUCGCCUAAUGAGCUCAAGCAGCUAGACAAUAUUGGUGUCCAGAGUAUCAAGAAGUUAGUGAAUCAUAAUGUACUAACGUUGAUGGAUGUUAAAACUUUAUCACAGACGCAAAUUGAGCAGUUUUUAGGUCUCAAGGUUGGGGCUGGUGCAAAGCUAAGGAAAAGUUUGUCAGCAAUACCUAGUAUUAGUAUUGACGCACACUUGAAUGGGUCCCUAAUCCAAGUACAUAUAAGGGUUGAGCCUACCACGAAAGCAUUCAAAAACGAUGCUCUCUAUUUGCAGGUUAUAAGCUCUAGUGGUGGCAGGCUUGUUGACUUUAGAAGAACACCUUUGAAGAACUAUAAUGAUUCUGGGUUUGUUGUACCAUAUAGUAGUCUGAAGGUUGAAAUUGAGGCCAGUAUCAUGUGUGGAGUAUCUAGCAGAUUCGUUAUUGGAGAAGACAAGGGACCAAUUGUGGAUGUUGACCUUGAUUUUGAGUUCUCUUCAUCUUCCACGUCCUUGAGUGGCAUAUUUGCUGUUGAACGCGUAAAGAAUGUUGUAGCUGGCGACCAAAGCAAAGAAACUUGUGCCGCUCUGGUGAAUGGUGACACAGAGGAAGACAAUACUGGAAUAUCUCACUCACUACCCAAUCCUUGUUUCACCGUUGAUGUAGCCCCCGCUAAUACCAAUCGUACUCGCCGCAAGAAAAAAGUUAAACGAAAGAAAUCGAUCUUUGACAUUCAUUCCGAUGACUCCGAUGACACAAUUUCAAACGAUAUUGUAGAAAGGAAAAAGCCCAAGCUUGGUUUGAAUGAAGCGCCAAAAAUUACCAACCUUCUGUCGCGUGAAUAUAAACAACCCUUGUCGAGAAAAGAUAUAACACGCCAACCUGAAACAAGGGGAGAGCCAAAUGAAGGAAAAAAAGUGGAGGCUAGUGAUUUUGUAGGGCCAAUCGGGGAAGCUUGUAUAAUUGGAAAGGUCGGUACAGUCCAUCAUAUUAAAAAGAUUGAAGACGAAGAAGUGACUAGUGCAACGACAGAGCUGCUCGCAUUGGACAACCAGGUCUCGACCACUAUGAGACACGUUUUUGAUAUUCAGCAGUGUGGUGGCAGUCAGGGAAAUACUGAGGUUGAGGGCAGCGUCGUAGAGGAAUUUCAGCAGUUUUUUGGUAGUGAUAUACUUAUUGAAUAA
This is a messenger RNA of Lodderomyces margitis, 3333 nucleotides long. RefSeq lists its product as uncharacterized. The coding region runs from base 1 to 3333 and encodes 1110 amino acids. Gene Ontology annotation, molecular function: nucleic acid binding; ATP binding. NCBI's taxonomy places the organism in Eukaryota, Fungi, Ascomycota, Pichiomycetes, Serinales, Debaryomycetaceae. The record is from RefSeq and is a predicted model, not a curated record. The transcript has 2 exons.